Messenger RNA from Rhagoletis pomonella (apple maggot), 1107 nucleotides. RefSeq lists its product as uncharacterized. Gene Ontology annotation, cellular component: nucleus; transcription regulator complex. The record is from RefSeq and is a predicted model, not a curated record. Bases 307 to 1107 code for a protein of 266 amino acids. Gene Ontology annotation, biological process: regulation of transcription by RNA polymerase II. The transcript has 3 exons. Lineage: Eukaryota; Metazoa; Arthropoda; Insecta; Diptera; Tephritidae.
ACAAAUCAACCAAAAAUCCAAAUAUUCUUCAGUAUUCAGUGAUUCAAUUAAAAUCUAAGUAUUUAUCUUUAGCAAAGAAACAAAGAAACAACAAAAUUGAAAAACUUCAAUCAAUUGUACCUAUAAUGGCUCAGUUAUGCAUACUUGUCUUCACUUGACUUGACUUGAGAAGUGUCACAUAACGAUUCUGUUUAAUGAAUUUUCUGUAAAAGUGAUUAGCCAACACCUAAUCGAACAUAACUUUACUUGCAAGUCUGUUGAAUUUUGAUUUUCUACGGAAAGUCCAAGUGAGAUUUAAUAUUAGUGAUGCCACUUGCGUUUGUUUACUUGAUUUUGACAAUUCUCUUCACACACUUGACAUUUAAUCAAGCACAGACGCUUGGCGCUUUUUUGGAUUUUGACAAAAAAAUGAUUGACGAGGAGCGGUUGAUUGACUUGGUGCGUGACAAUGAAGUCCUGUACAAUAAAACCUGCGUGGGCUCCAGGUUGCCAGCAAAGAAGUUGGCGGCUUGGGCUGCAAUAUCGCGGGAGCUUGGCGCGACAGGCUUGUGUAAAAAUCCUAAAUUGGAGUUGUAUGAACAAUAUCCUUUUACGUUUUUAGAAGAGCAGUGUACCAAGCGCUGGAUUUCACUACGUGAGCGAUAUACCCGCGAAUUGCGGAAGCUUGACGCCCCGUCAGGAAGUGCGGCGGCUUCGCAGCCGACCUGGCACUUCUCAACCAAUAUGGCUUUCCUUAAGCCGUUCAUAGCGCCAAGACCCACUCGAUGCACUAUAAAUAUUCUGGACACAAGCUAUGAAAGCACGCUGUCUGAGCAAUCUCCGCAAUCGCCGCUUCUGCUUCCGUUGGCAGAUGAGAACGAAGAAGGGUACCCUGAAAGAUAUUCAGGCGAUCCCGUGGCGUCGACGCCUAAUAUAUUUAAAAAAAGAAAGCGGCGGGAUCAGAGUGACGACGGAGAGAAGGACCGAUUGGCGGAGAACAAAACUUUGCGGUCGUUUGGCCAGAUGAUUGUAGCAUCUAUUGGCGGGAUGAAUGAAAGGAAGCAGGCGAAAGCGAUCCAAAUAAUCACAAAUGCUGGGAUGGCAUUAAAAUUAGAGCCUGACGACUAA